Messenger RNA from Aegilops tauschii subsp. strangulata, 603 nucleotides. The record is from RefSeq and is a predicted model, not a curated record. Lineage: Eukaryota; Viridiplantae; Streptophyta; Magnoliopsida; Poales; Poaceae.
AUGCCCAUGUCAUUGCCUGCUGGUACCGAUGCUGCUCACCGCUACUGCUCCAUACCGGUGCCCGCACCCACCUCUGCAGCCGCGAGCGUCCACCUCCGCUCCGCGCGCUCGGUCGCGCCCAGCGGCCACGCCGGCCCGCGCCCGGCCGCAGCCGCCCACGCCCGCCGUCGCCGUGCCCACUCCAUCUGGCCGUGCCCUCCCCCACCCCGGACCACUCCUUCGCCGCGGCCCCUCGCGCGCGCCCACGCGAUUGCCGCACUUGCCGUCUGCCGUCUGCUCGCCGCGGCCUGCGUCUGCAGCCCGCUACCCCGCGCCGGCCACGCAACCGUUCGCCCGAGCUCCCCCCAUGCGCGCGUAGGCUCCAGCCGCGCCCGCUGCUGGCCCUCACCGCCGGCUCCACCCUGCCGCUUCCCCCGCUCCGCCCCGCUGCAGCUGCUCGCCGACCACCGCUGUCGCGUCCCCGCGCCGCCUCUCGCCCCGGCGGCUGCCGCUUCGGCCGCCCUGGCCACUGGCAUGGCCCCGCCGCACUCUUUGCGGGCGAGCGCCCGCCCAGGCGCCCGUCGCCCUUCUGCCCAGCGCCCGUUAAGGCCUCUGGGCCUAUGA